GAAUAUUUCACAGUCGAGGCAGCAGACCAUGUUCAAUAAUAAGUAUAUUAUACACUGCAGUUCACUGCUAGGCCAAUGAGGAUCUCGAGGCAUGUUAUUGUGCAACUAUUAAUAGAGAAAUUAUAAUGGACUGGUAAAUUCACAACUCAUUGUACAACAGAACACAGUCAUUGGUGCAGCAGGUUCGGUGUAGUCUUUCAGCUAUUGAGAAUUAUGCCAAAUAGAGCUAGAAAUGGUACGCUGUCAUCAACAGUGUUGCAGUCACAAAAUGGCGGAGAAAAAAACGGUGACGUGAAAGCUGAUGAUGGACGUCAACCUGGUAAAUGGGGACGAGCAUGGGAAGUGGACCUUUUAGGUGCAGUUUGUGUACUACUCCUGUUGACGACAACGCCGCUUAUGGUGUUGUACUUCUUCGUAGCUUGCAGUCACUUUGAAUGUUCGCUGAGUACUCCUCUGUUACAGUUCUAUAAUGGGAAGAUGACAGUAAUGGACUUCUGGGAGAAAGCACCUUUCCUGACCAUCAAUGCUUUCAAAAUAAUUAUUCCGUGGUAUGCUUUUCAGGUGUUUCUUUAUUACCUUCCUGAUGCAUGUGGCUACAUUCUGCCCAGCUAUCGCGGUGGACGCUGCCGUGGCACCAUCACGCCAUCAGGAAUCCAGAUGUUCUACCACAUCAAUGGCCUUCAAGCCUGGAUAAUAUCCAACACCUUGUGGUUCGCAAACGCGUUCUACUUUCACUGGUUCUCUCCAACCAUCAUCUUCGACAACUGGGGAUCUAUGCUAUGGCUUGCGAACAUAAUUGGGAACGUCGUUGCUAUAUAUGCCAUUGUAAAGGCGUGGUUUUUUCCAACGUCUGCUGCCGAUUGCGUUUUUAGCGGGAAUAUAUUGUAUGAUUAUGUGAUGGGUACUGAAUUUAACCCUCGGUUUGGUAAAUGGUUCGACUUUAAAUUGUUCUUCAAUGGUCGACCUGGAAUAUGCGCAUGGACACUUAUAAAUUUAUCAUAUGCUGCUAAACAAUACGAGCUCUACGGUCAUGUAACCAACUCGAUGAUGAUUGUAAAUAUAUUGCAUGCCAUCUAUGUGGUGGAUUUCUUCUGGAACGAGGCUUGGUACCUGAACACCAUCGAUAUACAUCAUGAUCACUUCGGUUGGAUGCUGGCUUGGGGGGACAACGUAUGGCUACCAUGGAUGUACACACUUCAGGGACUUUACCUUGUUUAUCACCCAGUUGAGCUUUCUGUUUGGUACGCAUCGUCCCUCUUAGUCCUGGGUCUUCUUGGCUACUACAUUUUCCGUGCAACCAACUGCCAAAAGGAUCAUUUCAGGAACACGUCAGGCGACUGCAAGAUCUGGGGAGCCAAACCGAAGGUUAUUGAGUGUUCGUACUACGCUGCUGACGGAGAGAAACGCCAGAGCAAACUACUCCUUUCUGGUUGGUGGGGAAUCGCUAGACACAUGAACUACACCGGAGACCUAAUGCAGGCCCUAGCAUGUUGCUUAACGGGAGGAUUUACACAUAUAUUCCCGUAUUUCUAUAUCAUCUACAUGACGAUCCUGUUGGUGAAUCGCUGCUACAGGGAUGAACAUCGGUGUAGUAUGAAGUACGGACUUGAUUGGAAGCGGUAUACGUCGAUAGUUCAGCAUAGAAUUAUACCUGGUAUAUUCUAACUACUUUAAAGAUACAGUGUUGAUGAUAAGGAACGCACAUUAAAAGUGUUCUAUCGCGUGAAUGGGCAUGUUCAUUUCAAUUUUUUGUGGAACAUUUAAAUUUAAUUUCAAGUGUUGAGCUCAUAUGCCUCCACUUUAUCAAGGCAGAUAUAUAAUUUCAUGAGACGUUUCACUGUAUAUUAGUAGGCAUGCUAAUUGAACGAAAUUAGAUGAUUCCUAUCGAGAGGUAGAUGGAGUAAUGUUCUUACUGGUGCAAUUGUGUGUAUUGACCUCAACUCUUGCCAUAUUUGCAAUAAUGUAAGAGGCUGAAACAUUUCGAAGUAUAAAUGAAAUAGUGGAGCUGUAGCUUAGUGGGUAAUGUGUUUACCUUCCAAUUAGUGUCCUAGGUUCAAUUCCUGUCAAUGUUACAAGAUUGUUUCUUUUCAUGAUCAAAAAAAUUCUCGUGUGUUUUGUGAAAAAGGACCGAAACCUAGAAACGUCAAGUUCGCAUAUCCUUGACUGUUGUAACUAGAAACAAAAUAUGAUGAUGUUGAUGAUGAUGAUGAUGAUGAUAAUAAUAAUAAUAAUAAUAAUAAUAAUAAUAAUAAUAUUUACAAUAAUAAUAAUAAUAACCUAUGGUUAAUUCUAAUUAUUUAUACAUACAGAAACCACUCUUAACACACAUUAAUACAUAUGACUGCAUAAGUUUAACUGAAUAGUUUCUCAUAACCAAAACAAAAUAUGAUGGUGCUGAUAAUAAUAUUAUUAUUAUUAUUAUUAUUAUUAUUAUUAUUAUUAAUAAUAAUAAUAAUAAUAAUAAUAAUAAUAAUAAUAAUUAUAAUAAUAAUAAUAACCUAUGGUAGUUUACUGUUACAUAAUUUCUAAUUAUUAAUAUUAUACAAAAAAUACUCAUAUUACACAUAUUAAUACUUAAACCUGCAUAAGUAUAACUGAAUAGUUUAUUGACGGAUUUAUUACAAAUCUAUACGUUUGAACUUUUCAAGAGUACCUCGUGUCUUUGUGUUGUAUCGAUAUUCUGACAUUGUAAUCUACUGUAUUUACUUCAAAUUAUUCGUUCCGGUGUUCACAAUACUAGUAUCUAGUGUCUUUGAUAAUACUUACGCGAAGGUCUUUUAUUAAGGAUAUAACUUAGAUGGUUUCUCAAUAUGACGUGUGGGCAUUUCUUUGUUACCGUUGAUAAAGGUAUGAAACACGACCUGUUUAAGCACUCACUGUGUCAUGGCGAUCGUGGGCCGACACGAUUCCAUCGAGAACGUAACGCCACAACGCAAAUGUAUAAAGUCCGUGAUGAACAACAUAAAUUUUGUAUCAAUAAGUUUUCAAUUUUCAAUAACGUCAAGGAUCUAACAAGUUGUUGUCACAUAUGCUGUAUACUCUUUUCCUACAACAAUCCUAAGCUGACUACUAGCUAACUUAAAAUGUUACCGAAUCUGAAUAAAUAAAUAAAUAUUCAAAUUUAGUUGGUAAUGAACAUUAUUUUCUAACGCAAUAAUUGAAAGCGAAUUACCUAAACCUGACUAAAAUUUAUAAGCAAUUGGAAUUUGUUGUUAAAGUUUUUUUUUUCUUUUUAGCGCGACAUAAAUGUAAUUACCUUAAAGUAUGAUCAAGUAAUAGAUUUUUCCGGAGUGUCAUUGAAACUUAAAACAACUAGCCAAGAAUACGCGCAUGUCCCACAAACACUCACCGCGUACGUUUACGUUUUCGUAUUGUGGAACCUUAUCACAAAGGGGUGAAAAUUAACUGCCACACCAUCAUGAUCAUUAUGUUUCUUCCAGUCUGUUUAGUCCUAUCUAGGCAACUUGGUGACGUCACCUGGAAUGAGUGCCCAUCGUCAGUUCAUAGGAACUAGACUACCGAUCUUGUACAUUAUGGUACAUUUUGUCUGUAUUUAUUAAACGUCUGUACGUAUAUUAACUAUCUAUGUUUUACUUUUCACAAUUGUCAUAAUUUAAUUUUAAUUUGAGUUCCAUAUCAUUAUAUAUUUAUUGUAGUCUUUUCGAGAAGUACAGUAUUUAUAUUAAAAUUAAAAUUAUCGUAUUAAACACCCAACCAUUUCAAUUUUCGAUGUACAUGAUUACUGUAUAAUAUUGAUGUUUUCAUUUUUUAGCAUUCAUAUUUAAUAGGGCCUAUCAAUGUAUAAUAUUUGAUAACGGCUUUCCGCACUAAACUUUACAACGGAUGGUAUCAGCACUAAAUAUUUGUUGGAAUGAACUGUAUAAUUGAAUUAUUGAUGAAAAAUCUGUUGUGUUGUCAUGAUAUUUUUUUGGUUUAUUAUCAGCAUAAUAUUGUUGGAACACAUUUGUUGAGACUGAAACAUUGAAAUUAUUAUACGCAAUAACGUGACCAGUAAAUAAAAGUAAAUAAUAAGGA
Messenger RNA from Anneissia japonica, 4035 nucleotides. RefSeq names its product 7-dehydrocholesterol reductase-like. The coding region runs from base 214 to 1665 and encodes 483 amino acids. Gene Ontology annotation, cellular component: endoplasmic reticulum membrane. Lineage: Eukaryota; Metazoa; Echinodermata; Crinoidea; Comatulida; Comatulidae. Gene Ontology annotation, molecular function: 7-dehydrocholesterol reductase activity. Gene Ontology annotation, biological process: cholesterol biosynthetic process; brassinosteroid biosynthetic process. The transcript has 5 exons. The record is from RefSeq and is a predicted model, not a curated record.